GCAGCUUUACUAAAGGCAGAGCACAGCUUGAGAACAGCACACACACAGACCUUCCCUGCACACUGUACCUGUGUCCCUCUGUGCUGCUCGCUUCAAAUCAUGGCCGUCCCUCUAACAGACAGUGACAAGAGGAAGCAGAUCAGUGUGAGAGGCAUUGCAGGGCUUGGGGAUGUGACUGAAGUCAGAAAGAGCUUCAACAGGCAUCUCCACUUCACCUUGGUGAAAGACAGGAACGUGUCCACCCCUAGAGAUUAUUAUUUUGCAUUGGCACACACGGUCAGGGACCACCUUGUGGGCAGAUGGAUCAGGACGCAGCAAUAUUACUACGAGAAGGACCCCAAGCGUAUUUAUUACCUUUCAUUGGAGUUCUACAUGGGCCGCACCCUGCAGAAUACAAUGCUGAAUCUUGGGCUCCAGCAUGCCUGUGAUGAAGCCAUUUACCAGCUGGGGCUGGACAUGGAAGAAUUGGAAGAAAUAGAAGAGGAUGCCGGUCUGGGUAAUGGAGGCUUGGGCCGUCUGGCAGUUCUUUGAAGGGAAGGAGUUGCGGCUGAAACAGGAGUAUUUUGUUGUAGCUGCGACCCUGCAAGAUAUUAUUCGACGCUUUAAAUCCUCCAAGUUUGGAUGUAGGGACCCUGUAAGAACCUGCUUUGAUACAUUCCCGGACAAGGUGGCAAUUCAGCUGAAUGACACCCACCCUGCACUCGCCAUUCCUGAACUCAUGAGAAUCCUUGUAGAUUUAGAACAAUUGCCCUGGGACAAGGCCUGGGAAGUUACUAAGAAGACCUGUGCGUAUACGAACCACACAGUGCUCCCGGAAGCUCUGGAACGCUGGCCUGUCCAUUUGUUUGAGAAACUGCUGCCUCGCCACCUAGAGAUUAUCUAUGCAAUUAACCAAAAACAUCUGGAUCAUGUUGCAGCCCUGUAUCCUGGGGACUUAGACCGUUUGAGGAGGAUGUCUGUAGUUGAAGAAGGCGAUUGUAAAAGGAUCAACAUGGCCAACCUGUGUGUGAUUGGAUCUCAUGCUGUAAAUGGAGUGGCCAGAAUCCAUUCGGAAAUUGUGAAGCGUUCUGUUUUCAAAGAUUUUUAUGACGUUGAACCAGAGAAAUUCCAAAACAAGACAAAUGGAAUCACUCCAAGACGUUGGCUAAUGCUGUGUAACCCAGGCCUUUCUGACAUAAUUUCUGAGAGAAUUGGAGACGAUUUUGCAACUGACUUAAGCCAGCUGAAGAAGUUAUUAGUCUUCGUUAAUGAUGAAAGUUUUAUUCAUGAUGUAGCCAAAGUGAAGCAGGAGAACAAGCUGAAGUUUUCAGUUUAUUUAGAAGAGGAAUAUAAUGUGAAAAUCAAUCCAUCUUCAUUGUUUGAUGUACACGUCAAGAGAAUCCAUGAAUACAAGAGGCAGAUACUAAACUGUUUACAUAUCAUUACCCUCUAUAACCGAAUCAAGAAAGAUCCAACAAAAAUAUUUGUGCCAAGAACAGUUAUGAUUGGAGGAAAGGCUGCUCCUGGGUACCACAUGGCUAAAAUGAUAAUCAAAUUAAUCACCUCCGUUGGAAGAGUGGUGAACAGUGAUCCUAUCAUUGGGGACAGGCUGAAGGUUAUCUACUUGGAGAACUACAGAGUAUCCCUGGCUGAGAAAGUGAUUCCUGCAUCUGACUUAUCUGAGCAGAUUUCCACUGCUGGCACCGAGGCCUCUGGUACAGGGAACAUGAAGUUCAUGCUGAACGGGGCCCUCACCAUUGGCACAAUGGACGGAGCUAAUGUGGAAAUGGCAGAGGAGGCUGGAGAGGAGAACCUGUUUAUCUUUGGCAUGAGAGAGGAAGACGUGGAGGCUCUUGACAAGAAAGGGUAUAACGCAAAAGAGUACUAUGAUAAACUCCCAGAACUGCGCCAGGCGAUUGAUCAGAUACGGGAUGGAUAUUUUUCUCCUGGGGAACCUGAGCUGUUUAAAGAUGUUAUCAAUAUGCUGAUGUUUAAUGACAGGUUUAAGGUGUUUGCUGAUUAUGAAGAUUAUAUAAAAUGUCAAGGAAGAGUGGAACAAUUAUACAUGAACCCCAGGGAAUGGACCAAGAAAGUGAUCAAGAACAUUGCUUGCUCCGGGAAAUUCUCCAGUGACAGGACAAUAAGCGAAUAUGCAACAGAGAUCUGGGGGGUGGAGCCUUCCGUGGUGAAGAUACCACCACCUAACAUUCCCAGGGAAUAGAUGUCAGGGUGCUUGUACUCACUGUUUUUGGUGGAUGGUUCAGGAUUAGUGUUUGUCUGCUAGAUGUGAAUUUGCACCUUUCUCCCUCCAAAAGAAAAGUUGUGUCUUGGGGGGAUUACUUUGUUAUCCUAAACUGACCAUAUUUAGCUAGCCUGCUGUCACACGUAGAUGUUUAGAUCUCAACUACAAUCUAGAACUGCAGAAAUUAACCAAAGAGGUUAUAUUCAUUAGCCAAACAAUGUUUGUCACAAUUGUCAGAAAAAGCCACGUGACUCAUGUAAUUAAUAUCACAAAAACGCUAAUCAUGGAUAAAACACAGGCUUUGCUUGCACAAAUUCAUAUUCUGAGCAGGGCGAUAAUAGUCAAAUAUUAAGCAUUUCACCCAUAAACUAUUUGCAAGCAUCUACAACAUUAUGGCCAGUCUCAUUAUUACAACAUUAUUUGCAAAUAGAAAAGUCUGUAAAUAAUAUAAAAGUAGGCUUUAGUUAUUAAAGGUAAAUCUAUAGCGGGUGCAUAAACAUGAUGGGUAAACCACAAUAUUAGACAGAGGUACCACAUUGUAGUGGCGCUACUUUGUGGUAGCGUAGAUCAUUGUGCCGUGAACCUGCGUGGGUAGCGAACCUGCGUAAUAAGCAGGCCUUCAGAAGUACUGUAUUAUGGAGGACAGGUUUAGCAGGAUAUAUUUUGUUAUAGUUGCAGCUUAGUUACAAGGUGCUAUACAAGCCAACAAAACCAUGCUUCCUGUUCCUCUCCUGAACCAUCCAUAGGAAUGUUGUGUUCAUGAUUUCAUUGCUUGUAGAACCACUUUCAAAUUGUGUUGAAAACUAAGAGAGAAAGAGCAUAAUGUGUUAAUGUUAUAUUUCAUGUGUUUGUCUUUGUAAAGACACAAUUGUUGUUUUAGCAUUUGUGAGUGUGAUUUAAAGUACUGUAUUUCUAACUAAAAGUUUGCACGUGACUCCA
Bombina bombina (fire-bellied toad) is the source of this 3160-nucleotide messenger RNA. RefSeq names its product glycogen phosphorylase B (gene PYGB). Gene Ontology annotation, cellular component: cytoplasm. Gene Ontology annotation, biological process: glycogen catabolic process. Gene Ontology annotation, molecular function: pyridoxal phosphate binding; glycogen phosphorylase activity. The record is from RefSeq and is a predicted model, not a curated record. Lineage: Eukaryota; Metazoa; Chordata; Amphibia; Anura; Bombinatoridae.